Pungitius pungitius (ninespine stickleback) is the source of this 3121-nucleotide messenger RNA. It is a transcript of the gene cip2a, whose product is annotated as cellular inhibitor of PP2A. Lineage: Eukaryota; Metazoa; Chordata; Actinopteri; Perciformes; Gasterosteidae. The coding region runs from base 196 to 2865 and encodes 889 amino acids. The transcript has 21 exons. The record is from RefSeq and is a predicted model, not a curated record.
UUCUCUAAAACCCUCAAAGAAUAUACGCACCGGUCAACAAUAUUAAUCCGUUUGAGGGUGUUUAAUUCGCUCUUGUUAUAGUGUUACAUGUUAGCUAGUGUUAGCAUCAAAGAUGGAGGGUGUAGAACGUUGCUCUUCUAUUAUCGCGUUGUUUCACCACUAUGACCGUAGAGAUAAUAGUUUGUACCCGACAGGAUGGAUAUGACCACGUAUUUGAAGUCUCUGAUGCUGGCUAUGCGGCAGUACAGAGACGGCAGGACGGCGCAGAACGCGACGCAGCUCCAGAAGCUGGUGAAGGAGGUGUCGGGCCUUAAAUGUGACCAGCUGCUGUCCUCGGGUCAGGUGAUGCCCCGUGAGUGUGUGAGGGGCCUGGUGGAGCUGGCUGGAAACCCCGACACCAGCCCCACCCUGACGAGCUCCGUCAUCUCCCUGCUGGCUCAGCUCGCCUGUGAUGACGACAGUCUGGAGAUUCUCAACAGCAGGUACAACCUGACCAGCACGCUGGCGUCCGUCGUCCACUGCCGCCGCGCCUCGCCCGAGGAGCCCCUGGUGCUCCAGUGUUUGCAGCUGCUGCAGAAACUCACUUACAACACUCGCGUCUUCCAGUCUGCAAACUACAUCCAUGAGCUGGUGGCUUUCCUCAUGACCAACAUCCAGUCCCACAGAGAUGACAUCAUCGUGCCGUGCCUCGGCCUCAUGGUCAACUUGUGUCGAGACAACCGCUGUGUGCAGCGCCACAUCAAGUCUCUGGACAACGUGAAGACCUUCUACAGAACUCUGCUCGACUUCCUGGAUCACAACAGCCUGACGGUGGUGGUGUUCACGCUGUCCAUCCUGGCCAGCCUCACUCUCAAUGAGAAGGUUGGGGAGAAGCUCUUUGACGCCACAAACAUCAUCCAGACUUUCCAGCUCGUCUUCAACAUCAUCGUCAACGGCGACGGGACGCUGACCCUCAAGUACUCCGUCGACCUCUUGGUCGACUUGUUGAAGAACGCCAAGAUAGCAGAAUACCUCACCAGGUAUCAGCACUUCUCAGCCUGCGUGUCUAAAGUUUUGGGAGUUCUUCAAUCAAAAGACCCGGACUCUGCAGCCAAGGUGCUGGAGCUGCUGCUCGCCAUGUGCAGCGUUGGGGGGCUGCGCCCCCUGCUGUGCCACGUGGUUUUCAGACCGCUGGCGGCCCCCAAACUGGGAGCGACGGGGCCCGGCCAGCUGGGGGGGGCCUCGCCAGGCCUCGCCCUGGUGCUGUGGCUGAGCUCGCCGGUGGAGGGCGCCGAGGCCUGCUCGCUGCAGGUGCUGCAGCUGCUGAACGAGCUGCUGGAGGAGGCGUUGGAGGCGGACUCCGUGUCUGAGUGUGUGCUGAGAUUCGUGGGGGGGCUGCUCCCCCCCCUGCUGGGGUUACUGAGUGGCCUCGACCCCUCCCUGGGAGACGCCCACCUGCGGAAACACUGCCACCGCGUCACACACGUCACCAGCCUGCUGCUCGCUUUGUGCGCGGAGGACUCCACCAGGUCCCUGGUGUCCCGUCAGGUGAGCGCUCAGUUCGCCCUCUCGCAGGUCGAAGCCCUCCUCUCCUGUUGCCACGGCAACAGCCCCCUGGCCUGCAGCCCCGGCGACGACCUCAGCCAGGUGUGUGCAGACGCCCUGCUGAAGACUCUGGAGUUGAUGAGUAAACUGAGACAACAGGUGGAGGACAUGGAGACCAGCUUCUACAGGAUGUUACAGGACCAGAGGAUGGUGACCCCGCUGUCUCUGGCGCUGACGUCCCACCACAGAGAGCGCGUGCAGAGCGGCCUGUCGCUGCUGUUUGAGGCCACGCUCAUCCCAGACUUCCCCUCUCUGCUCCUGGGGGAAAGCAUGGCCGCCAACAACGCCUUCCACAUGAGGGAGGCCGAGCUGUCCGUCAAACGUGUCGCCGUGCAGGAAGUCCCGCCCUCCAGCACACUGGACUGCUCCAGUAGGAGCAUCCACAGCCUGGUGGACAGGAUCCAGAACGGCUUAGAGCUGCAGGAGAACCUGAAGGACUCCCACGUGUCUCAGAUCAUCGACGUCUACGAGCAGAAGCUCUCUGCGUUUGCGUCGAAGGAGAGCUGCCUGCAGGACCUUCUGGAGGCGAAGGCGCUGGCCCUCUCUCAGGCUGACCGCCUCAUCGCUCAGUACCUCCUCGAACGAGCUCAGGCUGAAGCUGAGGCCUGUGAGCUGGGCAGCCUGCUGAAGGAGGCGGAGCGGCGCUGCGAGGACCUGCAGGGCGAGCUGGCCAACCAGGCGCUGGAGGCGGAGCUCUCCAAGGCCGACAUCAAGGAGCUGCUGCAGCACAACGCCAGGCUGCAGCAGGACUCGGAGAGUCACCAGGUCCUCAAGGGAGGGUACAACGCCCUGCUCAACAGGUUCAACGAGAGCGAGCGGCUGCUGAAGGAGCUGCAGGCCGCUCACGUCUCGCUCACCAAGCAGAGCGACGCGCUGAGGAGGAACCACCAAGCGCUGCAGGAGCAGCACCACAAGACGGCCUCAGGGCUGCAGGAGAAGGAGGAGGAGGUCCGGGGCCUCCGCUCGGAUCUCCAGCAGAGGGACAGCGACAUCGCAGGUCUGCGCGCUGACCUCGGGGCCCAGGAGGAGAAGCUGCAGGAGAAGGACAGAGAGAAGCGAGAUCUGGAGGAGACGGUGGAUGUUCUGAGGAAGGAGCUGAACAAGACGGAGCAGGCCAGGAAGGAGGCCAGCAUCAAGGCGUCGUCCCUGGAGAUGAAGAAGAGCCAGCUGGAGGCGCGUCUCAAGCAGAAGGAGGACGAGCUGAGCAAACACUCGUCCAUGAUCGCCAUGAUCCACAGCCUGAGCGCCGAGGCCAAGAGCGACGUCAACCUGUCGCUGUGACCUUCAGCGCCGCGUGUGUGUGCGUGUGUGUGUGUGUGUGUGUGUGUGAUUGGAUAGUGAGUCUGUGAUGUCACUAUUACAGAACAGUGUGAAACGUUUAGCAGGACAAAUGGAACAAACAGGAUUGAUGUGUUUUUCUACGGCAGCCCAAAAGGGACAAAUGUUGUUUGUGUUUUUACUUGUAUGUUAAACUUGUUUAAGUUGGUAUAACCAACAAAAGGCUUCACUAAACUAUUAAAGAUGACUUUACUGGUGA